AUGGCAAACAGUGAAUGGGUGUUGGAAUUUCCGUCGGGCAGAAGUGAAUAUUUGAGAUUUGAAGGAUCUGACCACCGGCCUUUGGUCACCUCCUUUGACCCUAUUAAACAAAAGAGAAGAGGUUUGUUCCGGUAUGAUAGAAGUUUAAAAGGAAAUGAGGAAGUGAGGAAACUUAUCCUAGAUGCCUGGAAGUUGAUCCCGGAGGCAGCAGUUGAGGAAAGACUAGAGGUUUGCAGGAGGGAGAUAAUCACCUGGAGCAAAAAGAACCGUGAAAACAGUAAAAAAACAAUCAAUCUGCUCCAGAAAGAUUUGGAAGAACAAAUGACUAAGGAUGAGGAUAAUCAAGAGGAGUUAGACAGAAUAAACAAAGAGCUACUGAAAGCUUACCAGAAGGAAGAGGCUUUCUGGAAACAGAGGAGUCGACAGCUGUGGCUCACCUUGGGAGAUAAGAAUACGGGAUAUUUCCACGCAGCUCCCAAAAGCAGGAGGGCCCUAAACAACAUAUCAGUGAUGGAGGCAGCGAAUAGUAUUCCAGUUUUUGAAGAAAAUGAAAUAGUCCAGGAGGGCCCUAAACAACAUAUCAGUGAUGGAGGCAGCGAAUAG
Molecule: messenger RNA, 603 nt
Organism: Camelina sativa (false flax)
Lineage: Eukaryota; Viridiplantae; Streptophyta; Magnoliopsida; Brassicales; Brassicaceae
Source: RefSeq, a predicted model, not a curated record